AUGAAUGUAUCGUGCGCGAUAUGUAGAGAGUUAUUGACACCAUUUGACGAUAUUUGUUGUACAUUAUGUGGGCACAUAUUCCAUUAUGCGUGCUUGCAGUCGUGGCUUAAAAGGUCAAAGACUUGUCCACAAUGUCGGGUAAAAACUACUAAUCAGAGAUUAAAGAGAAUAUAUCUCAACUUUUCAAAUGAUGACAACGUCGUAAAAGAUUCUGUAUCCCUGCAGAACGAAGUUGACAUCUUGAACGUCCAGCUAAAACUAAGAAAUCACGAGCUUAAUGAACUUACAAAGGACAAUGUUAAAUCGAGGAAUGAAAUAGCUCACUUAAAACAGAAAAUUUUUGAAGUUGAACAUAAAAUAAGUAGCACAAAUAAAAUAAUUCUUAUACAGAAAGGACAGAUUAAAUGUUAUGAACUACUAUGUUCAAACAUAAAGGAAGAGAAUGAAAAGUUGAAAGAAAAAAUCAAAUAUUUCCAAAAGGAACUUGGCAGCAUACAUGAGUUGGGGGAAAAAUAUAGAAAUGAACAGCAAAAAGAUAUGCAUGUUUCCAAAAAAAAACAAUGUUUAGUACAGGAAUGUGACAAACAAAAUGAAUUGAAAAAACAUUCUACAGAAUUGAAAAAAAAAUUAAAACGCUGUGAAAUUGAAAACAUUACUUCAAAAACUCAAUUAUUGCACGUGCAGACAAACGGACAAAAACGCGCCUAUAAUCAAAUAUCCGGGAAGCAAAAGAGUGACAAGCAAAAGAGUUUAAAAACGCAUAAGGAACCUUAUACUGUAAACUCUGAUAUGUCAAUGAAUAAAUUUAUGGAUACAAAGAAUAUACCACGGUAUCAUACACGGAGUAAAUCGCAUUUAUUUAAGUUAGAGGACCAUGGUAUGCAGAGAUUGAAAUCUAAUAAUAAUUUAGGAAAACCUCCGACACUUGUAAAAAAAUAAAAAAAUUUAACUA
Messenger RNA from Cyphomyrmex costatus, 952 nucleotides. RefSeq names its product E3 ubiquitin-protein ligase TRAIP. The transcript is spliced from 5 exons. The record is from RefSeq and is a predicted model, not a curated record. Gene Ontology annotation, cellular component: nucleus; site of DNA damage. The coding region runs from base 1 to 939 and encodes 312 amino acids. Gene Ontology annotation, molecular function: ubiquitin protein ligase activity. Lineage: Eukaryota; Metazoa; Arthropoda; Insecta; Hymenoptera; Formicidae. Gene Ontology annotation, biological process: protein ubiquitination; replication fork processing.